This is a messenger RNA of Cynocephalus volans (Philippine flying lemur), 1735 nucleotides long. It is a transcript of the gene GPR180, whose product is annotated as G protein-coupled receptor 180. Gene Ontology annotation, biological process: G protein-coupled receptor signaling pathway; response to pheromone. Lineage: Eukaryota; Metazoa; Chordata; Mammalia; Dermoptera; Cynocephalidae. The record is from RefSeq and is a predicted model, not a curated record. The coding region runs from base 96 to 1418 and encodes 440 amino acids. The transcript has 9 exons.
GCGCCGGCCGCGUCCACUCCCUCCUGCUGCCGACGUGGGGCUGGCAGCCGCAGGCGGUGAGGGCCCCGGGCGUCGGUGCAGAGCUAGAGGCGGGGAUGGGGGGGCUGCAGUUACUGGCGGUGGCCCUCACGUGUUGUUGGUGGCCGCAGGGCAGCCAGGGUAAGACCUUACGGGGCAGCUUCAGCAGCGCCACGGCCCGAGACGCUCAGGGCCAGAGCAUCGGCCACUUCCAGUUCCACGGUGACCAUGCUCUUCUGUGUGUCAGAAUCAACAACAUAGCAGCAGCUGUUGGAAAAGAAGCUAAACUCUACCUGUUCCAAGCCCAGGAAUGGCUAGAGCUUCAGGAAAGCAGUCAUGGUUAUAGUUGUAGUGAAAAAUUAUCCAAAGCUCAGCUGACAUUGCCCAUGAACCAGACUGAACAUAAUCUGACAGUGUCCCAGAUUCCGUCUCCACAAACGUGGCAUGUGUUUUAUGCAGACAAGUAUACAUGCAGCGAUGAGAGGGAGAAUUCUCAGGUGGAAGAUAUCCCAUUUGAAAUGGUGUUACUAAACCCAGAUGCUGAAGGGAAUCCAUUUGAUCAUUUUAGUGCUGGAGAAUCUGGGUUACAUGAGUUCUUUUUCCUCCUAGUCCUAGUGUACUUUGUGAUUGCUUGCGUUUAUGCUCAAUCAUUGUGGCAGGCUAUUAAGAAAGGAGGACCCAUGCACAUGAUUUUAAAGGUUCUGACAACUGCAUUGCUGUUACAAGCUGGUUCAGCUUUAGCUAAUUACAUUCAUUUCUCCAGUUACUCCAAAGAUGGAAUAGGAGUACCUUUUAUGGGAAGUUUGGCAGAAUUUUUUGACAUUGCUUCCCAAAUUCAGAUGUUAUACCUACUUCUGAGUCUAUGCAUGGGUUGGACAAUUGUCAGAAUGAAGAAGUCUCAAAGCAGACCUCUCCAGUGGGAUUCUACACCUGCAUCCACUGGCAUUGCAGUAUUCAUUGUCAUAACACAGAGUAUUUUGCUACUUUGGGAACAGUUUGAAGAUACCAGUCAUCAUAGCUACCAUUCACACCACAACUUAGCAGGGAUCCUUCUGAUCGUUUUAAGAAUUUGCCUAGCAUUGUCAUUAAGCUGUGGACUCUAUCAGAUUAUCACAGUGGAGAGAAGUACACUCAAAAGGGAGUUCUACAUCACAUUUGCCAAAGGCUGUAUCUUAUGGUUUUUAUGUCAUCCAGGUCUUGCAUGCAUUUCUAUCAUAUUUAGUGACUAUCAAAGAGAUAAGGUUAUUACAAUAGGUGUUAUCCUUUGCCAGUCUGUUUCCAUGGUUAUUCUCUACAGACUCUUUCUAUCCCACAGUCUAUACUGGGAAGUUUCUUCACUUUCCUCAGUAACACUACCACUGACCAUAUCAUCUGGACACAAAAGUCGACUUCAUUUCUGAUACUUGGUUAAAAGUGCAAUAAUGAUCCAAAUAUAGUGACUUUUUUUUUCAUACGUUUGAUAUGAAAAAUUGAACAGUGAAAGCAGAGCGUGUUAUUUAUAUAACUGCAUUUAAGCAGUACCAAAACUGAAAAAGGUAAUAAAUGGAAUGUUUUGAAAUAUACUUAAACAAUAAACUUUCAAGAAAGAAUGUUGUUAUAAGGUGAUUGAAGCAAUUACCAUACAGAAAUAAAUGUGAAAAAGAAUUAUAUGAUAUUUUGGUAAGAUAUUCAAUUCACCACUUAAAAUGCCUCAUUUUAUAUCAAUAGCUAACUCAGG